AUGCCUAAGGAGCAGUAUCGUGAAACAUAUGUUGGGAGAAAGAUUUCUCACGUCACUUUUAAUGUGGAUAGUGCAUCAAAUAUACAACAAGCCGCCCAUAUUCAAGUUAUUACAAAGAAUCUGUAUGCACAAGAUGGUCAAAGAGCACCUGCAGCCUAUGGUGUACUGGAUAGACGAAUGGGCACAAAUCAAAAAGAUGCAAACUGUGAGACAUGUGGCCUGGGUCUGGCAGAGUGCGUUGGACAUUAUGGUUACAUAGAGUUAGCAUUGCCAGUAUUUCAUGUUGGCUAUUUUCGUUCUAUUAUCUCCAUACUACAAACUAUUUGCAAGGAAUGUGCAAAGGUAAUGUUGCCCGAGAAAAUAAAAAAGUCUUACCAGAGAAAAUUCAUAAACCCAGACAUCUCAUAUCUGCACAAGAAAAAUUUGAGAGUAGCAGUGCUAAAAAAAGCAAAAACCUAUACCAAAUGCCCCCACUGUGAGACAAUAAAUGGUAUUGUAAAAAAGAGUCCAGCAGGAAUACUGAAGAUAAUACAUGAUAAGUAUAGAAAUAAAAAGCCUACAGACCCGGUAGUCCUUAAUGUUCUGAGUGAGUUUCACGAGGCCAAGGAAACUAAUAAAGAGAUUGCUGCCAUGAUAAAUAGUGGGUUGAUCAUAGAAAUGAGCCCAUUAGAGGUGUUGAAUCUUUUCCGUCGCAUUCCCGAUGAAGACAUCCCACUGUUGGGAAUGAAUGUUAAAGCCUGCCGACCGGAAGAUUUGAUUCUCACCCGAUUGCCCGUACCGCCGCUAUGCAUCCGUCCGAGCGUCGUAUCCGACAUUAAGGCUGGCACCAAUGAAGACGACCUGACGAUGAAGCAGUCCGAGAUCCUGUUGAUCAACGACGUGAUCUCACGCCACAUCGCCAGCGGUGGCAAGUGCGAACUCCUGCAGGAGGAUUGGGACUAUCUGCAGCUGCACGUCGCCCUCUAUAUCAACAGCGAGAUGUCUGGAAUCCCCCUCUCAAUGCAGCCGAAGAAACCUGGGAGAGGAUUGGUCCAACGGCUGAAGGGCAAGCAGGGUCGUUUCCGAGGCAAUCUGUCCGGGAAGCGUGUGGACUUCUCCAGCCGCACCGUCAUCUCGCCAGAUCCCAACCUGCAGAUACAAGAGGUGGGCGUGCCGGUGCACGUGGCGCGCGUGCUGACGUACCCGGAGCGCGUGUUCCCGGCCAACGUGCAGUGGCUGCGGCGGCUGGUGCGCGCGGGGCCGGACCACCACCCGGGCGCCAACUACGUGCAGCAGCAGGGCCUGCGCCACAAGAAGUUCCUCAAGUACGGCAACAGGGACAAGAUCGCCAACGACCUCAAGUGCGGCGACAUUGUGGAGCGCCACCUGGUGGAUGGCGACGUGGUGCUGUUCAAUCGGCAGCCCUCGCUGCACAAACUCUCCAUCAUGUGCCAUCGUGCCCGCGUGCAGCCGCAGAGGACCUUCCGUUUCAACGAGUGCGUGUGUACACCGUACAACGCAGAUUUCGACGGCGACGAGAUGAACAUGCAUCUGCCUCAGACCGAAGAGGCUAGAGCCGAGGCGCUCAUACUAAUGGGGAACAAGUCGAACCUGGUGACGCCGCGCAACGGCGAGCUGCUGAUCGCCGCCACGCAGGACUUCAUCACGGGCGGCUACCUGAUCACGCAGCGGGACACGUUCCUCACGAGGGCCGAGGCGCAGCAGCUGGCCAGCUGCCUGCUGGCGGGGCCCGACGCGGCCAUGAGGGUGGACAUGCCGCCGCCGGCGAUCCUCAAGCCGCGCACGCUGUGGACCGGCAAGCAGAUAUUCAGUUUAAUAAUGAAACCGAACAAACGUUGCGAGGUGAAGGCGAACUUGGAAGUGAAAGGGAAGAACUAUACGGGGAACAAAGACAUGUGCGUGAACGACUCUUACGUGAUAAUCAGAAACUCGCAGCUGCUGUGCGGCUCGAUGGACAAGAGCACGCUGGGCUCCGGCACGAAGACGAGCAUCUUCUACAUCCUGCUGCGCGACUGGGGCGAGGAGUUCGCCGUGCGCGGCAUGUGGAGAUUGGCCCGAAUGGCGUCCUACUACAUGAUGAACAGGGGCUUCAGUUUCGGAAUAAUAGACGUGACGCCGGGGAAAAAGCUUAUAGAGGCCAAGAACAAACUGCUCGAAUCCGGGUACUCAAAGUGCGACGGCUACAUCCUGGAGAUGGAGAAGGGGACGCUCCAGUGCCAGCCCGGCUGCUCCAUGGAGGAGAGCCUGGAGGCCGUGAUGCUCAGCGAGCUCAGCAGCAUCAGAGAGUUGGCAGCCAAAGCGUGCUUCCGGGAACUGCAUCCGACCAACGCGCCACUAAUAAUGGCCCAAAGCGGCUCAAAAGGUUCGAACAUCAACAUCUCGCAGAUGAUCGCGUGCGUGGGCCAGCAGGCGCUGAACGGGAAGCGGGUGCCGAACGGGUUCGAGGACCGCUCGCUCCCUCACUUUGAGAGGCACUCCAAAAUCCCGGCCGCCCGUGGCUUCGUGGAGAACAGCUUCUACUCGGGCCUGACUCCCACCGAGUUCUUCUUCCACACGAUGGGGGGGCGCGAGGGUCUGGUCGACACGGCGGUCAAGACCGCGGAGACGGGCUACCUUCAGCGGCGCCUAGUCAAGUCGCUGGAGGACCUGGUGCUGCAUUACGACAUGACGGUGCGCAACGCCACCGGCGAGGUGGUGCAGUUCCGCUACGGCAGCGACGGCCUGGACCCCAGCUACAUGGAGGGCAAGGAUCGGCCCGUGGACCUGGCGCGGGUGCUGGCAGACGUGCGCGCGCAGUGCCACGCCAGGGACGAGGAGCCACUAGACGGCGACGGGAUCGUCGUGGCUGCCGAGGAGACGCUCGCGCUGGACGACUUCAAAACCUGCCCCGAGGAGUUCAAGAAGGAACUGCUGUCGUUCCUGAAGACGGUGGCGGGCCGGGUGCGCCAGCUGAGGCGCCUGUACGCCGGCUGCGGCGCGCUGGCGCUCCAGCUGGAGCGGCUCACGCUGCCGCAGCUGGUGCGCUUCGUGCGCGUCUGCCACGACAAGUACCAGCGCGGCGUCAUCGAGCCCGGCACCGCCGUCGGCGCGCUGGCCGCGCAGAGCAUCGGCGAGCCGGGCACCCAGAUGACCUUGAAGACAUUCCACUUCGCCGGCGUGGCGUCGAUGAACAUCACCCAGGGCGUGCCCAGGGUCAAGGAGAUCAUCAACGCGUCCAGGAGCAUCUCGACGCCCAUCAUCACCGCCGAGCUGAUGCAGCCCCACGACCAGGAGUUCGCGAGGCGGGUCAAGGGCCGCGUGGAGAAGACCACGCUCGGUGAGAUCACGACGUACAUCGACGAGGUCUACUUGCCGGACGAGUGUUUCCUGCUCAUCCGUCUGGACGCCGAGCGUAUCAAGCUGCUCAGUCUCGAGGUCAACGUGCACUCGAUAAUUUACUCCAUCUGCACGUCGAAGCUGCGCGUGAAGCCGGCCAACGUGCAGGCGGUGUCCGAGUGGGCGGUGCGGGUGGGCGGCGAGGCGGGGCGCGCGGGCGGCUGGCUGAACGUGGCGCUGCAGCAGCUCGCGCGCCAGCUGCCCGCCGUGGUGGUGCAGGGCCGCGCCAGGGUCUCGCGCGCCGUCAUCGCCUGCGACGACGCCAGGGGCGCCCCCAGGUACAAGCUGUGCGUGGAAGGCGACGGACUGAGGGACGUCAUGGCGACCUACGGAGUGGACGGUACGAAAACAACCUCGAACAAUAUACUCGAGGUGUACCAGACGCUGGGCAUCGAGGCGGCCAAGUCGACCAUCAUCAGCGAGAUCCAGGCGGUGAUGGCGGGCCACGGGAUGGCGGUGGACCGCCGCCACGUGGAGCUCCUCGCCGCGCAGAUGACGGCGCGCGGCGAGGUGCUGGGCAUCACGCGCUACGGACUCGCGAGGAUGAAGGAGUCCGUACUCAACCUGGCCAGCUUCGAGAAGACGGCGGACCACCUGUUCGACGCGGCGUACUUCGGGCAGCGCGACUCGAUCGAGGGCGUGUCGGAGUCGAUCAUCGUGGGCGUGCCCGCCGCCAUCGGCACGGGCUGCCUGCAGCUGCUGCACCGCCACGACGCCGCCCCCCCCGCGCCCCACUCCUCACCCGCACCCGAGCCCCGCGCCCUGCUCUUCGACGACCCCCGCUACCACACCUCCAUCUGGGAA
Molecule: messenger RNA, 4179 nt
Organism: Iphiclides podalirius (scarce swallowtail)
Lineage: Eukaryota; Metazoa; Arthropoda; Insecta; Lepidoptera; Papilionidae
Source: the annotation of a GenBank genome assembly